This is a messenger RNA of Penicillium daleae, 1665 nucleotides long. RefSeq lists its product as uncharacterized. The transcript has 2 exons. Gene Ontology annotation, biological process: transmembrane transport. NCBI's taxonomy places the organism in Eukaryota, Fungi, Ascomycota, Eurotiomycetes, Eurotiales, Aspergillaceae. The record is from RefSeq and is a predicted model, not a curated record. The coding region runs from base 1 to 1665 and encodes 554 amino acids. Gene Ontology annotation, molecular function: transmembrane transporter activity.
AUGUCAGUUGAGUCGAAAGAAGAUGAGUCUGCGCCAGUUUGGGAACCCAGCUGGCAGCUCAAGUGUAUAUUCGCCGUUGUCGGUCUCUUGAACUUUGUCGCUGCUCUCGAUGCAACGUCCCUCUCAGUCUCUCUGCCAACUAUCUCUGAUGACCUUGGUGGGACAGCAACCCAAGCCUUCUGGGCCGGCACAUCCUUUCUAGUCGCAUCAUGUGUCUUCCAACCCGUCUUCUGUCUCGCAUCUGAGAUCUUCGGCCGCAAGUAUAUUCUUCUUCUUGCAGUUGUCGCGUUUACACUCGGUUCGAUUCUCGGUGCUGUUUCUCAUGCCUUCACUCUCCUGCUUGUCGGCCGCUCGAUCCAGGGUGUGGGUGGUGGAGGCAUCAUGGCACUCACAGAAGUCCUUAUUGCCGAUCUUAUUCCUCUGAGGGAAAGAGGGAAAUGGUUCAGUAUCCGGUCUGGGACAUGGGCAUUGGGUACAGUGACAGGUCCCUUAAUUGGCGGUGCUUUAACACAGUCAUCUGCGUCUUGGAGAUGGAUAUUUUGGAUCAACCUGCCCUUUUGUGGACUGGGCCUGAUCUUAGUUCCUAUCUUUCUGAAGUUGCAGAGAACUCCUGUUCCGCUGCGAGAAAAUCUCCUCAAGGUUGACUACGCCGGGAUUGUCUUGUUUGUGGCCUCUUUGUCUUCGUUCUUGAUCCCUCUUACCUGGGGCGGCAUCAUGUACCCCUGGGACUCGUGGCAUACGCUCGUUCCUCUGCUGCUCGGCGCCGCUGGUUUAGCUGGCUUCAUUGUCUACGAGAAACUAGGCGCUGGUCAACCUCUAAUACCCCUCGCUAUCUUCAACAACAUCACUCAGUCCGUCAGCUACGCGAGCACUUUCCUUCACGGCAUGAUUCUCUGGGCCAUUGUCUACUACCUGCCACUAUACUAUGAAGGAGCCUUGGGAUAUAGCCCCGUUAUUGCUGGGUUGGCUGUAUUCCCAGAGUCUCUCACCGUAGCGCCCAUCUCAGUCAUCACCGGAAUCGUCGCCGCCAAAGUUGGAAGCUACCGGUGGGCUAUAUGGUACGGAUGGCCAAUUACUGCCCUAGGCAUUGGUCUUAUCUGCUAUUUGGACAAUGACUCUACCAUUCCGCAAUGGGUAUUUAUCAACCUGGUGGCUGGCAUCGGGCUUGGAAUUCUGUAUCCCGCCGUUAUGCUCGCUGUCCAAGCCGCUGCAGAUCCGGAAUAUCUAACGAUCUCUGUCACAAUGACACCCUUCUUCCGAGUCCUCGGUCAAGCAGUUGGCGUUGCAGUUGGCGGUGUGGUCUUCCAGAACCGCAUCAAGCAUGAGUUCAGCAACUACCCCCAGCUCGGACGCUCAGCAGCUCUCUAUGCACAAGAUGCGUCGAGCUUGGUGCAGUAUAUCAAGACCCUUCCGAGGGAUGGUGCUGAGCGUGAGUUGAUUGAGACGUUGUAUGCAAAGUCCCUGUCUACUGUCUGGGCUGUGAUGUGCGGGAUUGCAGGACUCGGCAUGGUGACGGCUAUUUUCACGAAGGGGUAUACCUUGAACCAGGCGUUUAGCUCCAAGCAAGGCCUGAAAGAGUCAGCUUUCCCUGACGUUGAGUCAAGUGGGUCUACGAAUGUGGUGAACGGCUGUCAAGAUGAAUGUAGCGAUGGUACCCUGGCUUAA